AUGGACUACGAUUCCGACGUGAAAGUUACACGCUCCGUGCGUCGCUAUGAGGUGUACAGAGGCACCUCUCCCACCACUCAGAACAGAUUGGAGGCAAGAAUCAGAGAGCUCGAGGAUGUUCUUGAUUCCGAGAGGGACGGCAGGAUCAGGGCCGAGAAACUCGUUGCAGAAUAUACUUUCCAACUUGAUGCUCUCAACGAGCGACUCGAAGAGGCUGGUCUUACUUCGGUAACACAGAGCGAGCUCAGUCGUAAGAGGGAGUCUGAAGUAAAUAAACUUCGCAAAGACCUUGAACUUAUCACUGUUCAACAUGAGAGCUCUGAACAAAGUAUGAGGAAACGUCAUCAAGAGACCAUCAAUGAUUUAUCCGAGCAGGUUGAUUACAUCACAAAACAGAAGAACAGAGUUGAAAAAGAAAAAUCACAGCUUCUUGUGGAAAUUGACGGAUUGCAGACAAGUUUAGAUGCAGUUUCGAAAGCCAAGGCUGCCGCUGAAGGCAGAUUGGAAGGAUUGGACGCCCAAGUGGGUAGGCUGAAGAUCACUGUAGACGACUUGACGAAACAACUUGCAGAUGCCAACCAUGCAAAAGCUCGUCUCACCCAGGAGAAUUUCGACUACCAGCACCAGGUCCAGGAGCUGGAUAGCGCCAAUGCUGCUUUGGCAAAGGCUAAGAUGCAGUUGCAGACUCAAGCCGAAGACUUGAAACGUUCCUUGGACGAUGAAUCUAGACAACGCAUCAACUUGACUGCCCAAUUUUCGGCACUGCAGGCCGACUUCGAUAAUUUGAACGCCCGCUACGAGGAAGAAUCUGAAAGUAAUACUACACUGCGUAAUCAGCUUAGUAAAAUCAAUACUGAAUACAGCGCCCUGAAAAGUCGAUAUGAUAAGGAAAUCAUGGCCAAGACAGAAGAAUUAGAAGAUCUCAGACGCAGAAUGAAUGCCAGAGUUGCUGAACUUGAGGACCAACUUGAACAAGCACGAGUCCGUAUAAAUAAUCUGGAAAAGACUAAGAUCAAGCUUACCACUGAGAUUAAAGAACUCACAAUGGAAAUUGAAAAUAUUCAGAUUAUUGUCCAAGACCUUACUAAGAGAAAUCGUCAACUUGAGAACGAGAAUGCUUCUUUGCUCAAACGUGUUGAUGAGUUGACUUCAGAAAAUGCUAGCUUGUCAGCCGCCAACAAAGCCCUUGAACAAGACAACCAUCGCUUGAAGGUUGCUAAUGCCGAACUCGGCGAGAGAGUAGAUAACCUUACCAGGGAAAACAAACAACUCACAGACAACCUUCGUGAGACAACUACUGCCCUUAAGGAUGCUAACCGCCAAGUAGCUGAGUUGCAAGCUCUGCGCGCCCAACUCGAGGCCGAACGUGACUCUCUUGCCAGCGCUCUCCGUGAUACAGAAGAGAGCUUGCGUGAUGCUGAAAACAAGCUCCACGCUGCCACCACAGCUCUCAACCAACUGAGGGCUGAGAUGGAAAACAGACUCCGUGAAAAGGAUGAAGAAAUUGAAAGCAUCAGAAAGAGCAGUGCUCGUGCAAUUGAAGAACUCCAGCGCACUCUCGUUGAAGUCGAAACAAGAUACAAGUCUGAAAUCAACAGGCUUAAGAAGAAGUAUGAAACUGACAUCAGAGAACUUGAGAACGCCCUUGAUACUGCCAACCGACAGAAUGCUGAACAUGUCAAGGUUAUCAAGUCUUUGCACAUCAGAAUCAAGGAACUAGAAACCAGCCUUGAAGAGGAACGCCGCAUUUCUGAAGAUAUUCGCGGACAACUUUCUAUUUCUGAGAGGAAACGUAUUGCCAUCACAACUGAACUUGAGGACUGCCGUACACUUUUGGAAACUGCUGAACGUGCCCGCAAAAAUGCUGAAAACGAACUCCACGAAACGACAUCCCGCCUGAGCGAAUGCCAAAUCCUUCUUACUUCCGUCACUAACGAAAAGAAACGUCUGGAACUUGACAUCCAGGGAAUGCAGAGUGAUCUUGACGAUGCCAUUAACAAUAUGCGGGCUGCAAAUGACCGCUCUGACAGACUGGCUGUUGAGGUCAACCGACUUUCCGAUGAACUCAAGCAGGAAUCUGAAAACUACAAGAAUGCUGAAAGUUUGCGCAAGCAGCUGGAAAUUGAGAUCAGGGAAAUUACCAUCCGUUUGGAGGAAGCUGAAGCUUAUGCCCAAAGAGAAGGAAAACGAAUGGUCGCCAAAUUGCAGGCGCGGGUAAGAGAUUUGGAAGGUGAGCUUGAAAGUGAACAGCGCCGAACACGAGAGGCAAUCGCAUCUAGCCGUAGAUGUGAACGCAAUUUGAAGGAAAUCACUGCAGUUGUUGAAGACGAACGCCGCAUCAUGAGCGAACUUACUAGCGCCAACGAACAGAUGUUCCUUAAAAUGAAAACUUACAAACGACAGAUCGAGGAAGCUGAAGAAGUUGCUACAAUAACCAUGAACAAAUACCGUCUCGCUCCAUGUCUGUCACCCGAGAGAUCACCAAAGUGGUCAAACUCUAAACGUUGCACUGAUCACAAUAGAGCAGCCGAUGCCGUCCACAAAUACCCUACUCCUCACCUGCACGUCCUGAUAGGUCUUCUUCCAAAGUUUGUGUACAUGUCGAUAUUCAGGGCACUAUUUCACCUAAAUAUGCCGUCAGUUAUCAUGUACAAAGGGACAUCGUUAUUUUCUUCCUAA
Acanthosepion pharaonis is the source of this 2679-nucleotide messenger RNA. NCBI's taxonomy places the organism in Eukaryota, Metazoa, Mollusca, Cephalopoda, Sepiida, Sepiidae. The record is from the annotation of a GenBank genome assembly.